CAUUCAAACAACAUCUUGGUUCAUCAAAAAACCAUAAAAUUGGCAGAUUUUGGACUUUCCCGUAAAAUACAUGAAUCUACAACUACUUCAGCAUUCCAAUUAACAGGAGUGCUGCCCUAUAUUGAUCCACAAUGUUUCAAGUCUAAUAGCAAGCCAGAUAAAAAAUCAGAUGUAUACAGUGUGGGUGUUUUAUUAUGGGAAUUAACUAGUAACAAACCACCUUUUAGUAAUCUGGAUCCACAUUAUCAAAAAUAUGGUUUAAUAGUUGAUAUUUCUAGAGGAAUUCGUGAGGAACCUAUUCCUAAUACACCUGAUGAAUAUCUUAAUUUAUACAAAGCAUGUUGGCAGGAUGACCCAAAAAGCAGGCCUGAUAUUCAAUAUGUUGAAAAAAUGCUUAUUGGAAUGAUUUCAGGUUCAAAUAUAGUUGAUAAUGUUGAUAACAAGGAAAAUGAUGCGCAACCAACAAAUGAAGACAGCAGUUCUUUCAGUCAUCCCAGCAUUAUUUUAACAGAACCUACCAGCAUUGAUUUCUGGCAAGAAGAUUUUGAUAAUAGAGUCAAAGAGCUUUAUUUCCAACAAAUCACCAGUGACGUUGAUCGUAAAGAUUGA
Entrophospora candida is the source of this 609-nucleotide messenger RNA. Lineage: Eukaryota; Fungi; Glomeromycota; Glomeromycetes; Entrophosporales; Entrophosporaceae. The record is from the annotation of a GenBank genome assembly.